Heterocephalus glaber (naked mole-rat) is the source of this 2766-nucleotide messenger RNA. The record is from RefSeq and is a predicted model, not a curated record. Lineage: Eukaryota; Metazoa; Chordata; Mammalia; Rodentia; Bathyergidae.
CGGCGCUGCAGGAAGAAGUGGCGGGCGAGCGGGCUGGGAGCGCGUUAGGCCCUUCGUGCUCCCCGCUCGGGGCAGCGGGCGUCGCCGCCUCGUCCCGGUCUCGGCGAGGCCGGCGCACCUGGAGGGCCGGCGGGUUCUCUCGGCCAUGUUCUUUGAGCGGCUCUGGGGGUCCUGGCAGGGCUCCCGGCCCCCGCCUCUGCGGGUGCUCGAAGCGGCGUCCUUUCCCAAGAGUUUUCUUGGAGGCUUUUUUGGUCCCAUUUGUGAGAUUGAUGUUGUCCUUAAUGAUGGAGAAACAAGGAAAAUGGCAGAGAUGAAGACUGAAGAUGGCAAAGUGGAAAAACACUAUCUCUUCUAUGAUGGAGAGUCUGUUUCAGGAAAGGUAAACCUAGCCUUUAAGCAACCUGGAAAGAGGCUAGAGCACCAAGGAAUUAGAAUUGAAUUUGUAGGUCAAAUUGAACUUUUCAAUGACAAGAGUAAUACUCAUGAAUUUGUAAACCUAGUGAAAGAACUAGCUUUACCUGGAGAACUGACUCAGAGCAGAAGUUAUGAGUUUGAAUUUAUGCAAGUUGAAAAGCCAUAUGAAUCUUACAUCGGUGCCAAUGUCCGCUUGAGGUAUUUUCUUAAGGUGACAAUAGUGAGAAGACUGACGGACAUGGUGAAAGAGUAUGAUCUUAUUGUUCACCAACUUGCCACCUAUCCUGAUGUUAACAACUCUAUUAAAAUGGAAGUGGGCAUUGAAGAUUGUCUACAUAUAGAAUUUGAAUAUAAUAAAUCAAAGUAUCAUUUAAAGGAUGUGAUUGUUGGAAAAAUUUACUUCUUAUUAGUAAGAAUAAAAAUACAACACAUGGAGUUACAACUGAUCAAAAAAGAGAUCACAGGAAUUGGACCCAGUACUACAACGGAAACAGAAACUAUUGCCAAAUAUGAAAUAAUGGAUGGUGCACCAGUAAAAGGUGAAUCCAUUCCAAUAAGACUAUUUUUAGCAGGGUAUGACCCAACACCAACAAUGAGAGAUGUGAACAAAAAAUUUUCAGUAAGGUACUUUUUGAAUCUAGUGCUUGUUGAUGAGGAAGACAGAAGGUACUUCAAGCAGCAGGAAAUCAUCUUAUGGAGAAAAGCUCCUGAAAAACUGAGGAAACAGAGAACGAACUUUCACCAGCGAUUUGAAUCUCCAGACUCACAGGCAUCUGCUGAACAGCCUGAAAUGUGAACUGAAUAGGAGGAAAAAAGGAAAAAAUCUGUAACCGCUAAGUUCAGCAGGUUAAAGAUGGUUGCAGCAUGUAGGGGGGGAAAGAGGACAAAAAUCCAUAUAUAAUUGUCUUCCUUUAUCUUACAGUGCUGCAUUUAUUUUACAGUAUAACUAAAUGUUCAUGUAUAAACAUUUUAAAAAGUGCUUUCUUUGAAACACUGGAGAUUUCCUAAGCUGCCUUUUUUAUUUUUAUUUUUUUUUUAACUGCACACUUUGAUGAUAAGCACUCAGAUAUUGCAUCAGCAUAAACAUUAAAGAUUUUCAUUUGAAUAGGCUGGUAUUUGUAAUUUUGCUUUCUUUCCUCGUAAUGUUGACUGUAAAUCCUUUUCUUCUUACUAAUGAAUACCUUUUUCUCUACAUGUAAAAAAUUAAAUAUUUUAUGUUCAAAUUAAAUUAGAAAACCUAAGUGGACCUUAUAUCUUGCAAAGAUUUAGAACAUGGCAUAUUAAUAUUUUUGAGAACUACAAUUCUUUUUACAAAUGCAUUUGAGAAAUGUACAUGGAGUGUUUCACUGAAGGUGCUUCUGGGUCUACCGUUUCAUAGCUUUCUGCCUUUUAUCCUCUUUGAAGACUUCUGUGUUACAAAUAUUUUUCCCCCUGGGGAUUAUAUGGCAUGGCAUUGUGGUCCUUUUUUCUCCUCCAUAUUAAGUAAUCAUUUUGGUAUUAUUUCCCAGCAGUACUACCAUAUGUAUUCUGCAACAUGGAGUUGACAUAUGUUGGCAUUUUAGAACUUGUUACAACUAUGUAAUUUUUCCAGUUAGAAAUGUGUAUAUAUAUUUAAUUUAAGAAAUAGUCUUGUCACAUGUGCAAAUAUCACUUUCAUGAUUUUACAGAUUUAUUCAUUCUUCAGUGGAAAAUUGGGAGGUGGGGGGUUCAGGGGGAAUUUUAUACAGAUCUGGGCAAUUUCAUGUUUGUUAAACUGUAAUUAUGGCUAGUUCAAACUCCAUUUCAACCUCACCCAGUCUGUCUUAAUUUUUUUAAACACUAAAUUCAAGUCAUUUGUUCAGUGUCUAAAAAAGAGGUUGCAGUCAUCUACUCAUAUGCAUGGGGUCUGAUCUCAAAUACACUAAAUGUGGAGCGUGGAAACCAAAACAAAGCCUGCUAUGUGGAAAGUACUUUCACUUAUGGUUCAUUGGUUUUUUGUACCAAUAUCUUAAAAUACACUUCAGUGCAAGUUUUGUCAGUUAAUCUUACUUUAUGAGUAAGCUAAUAACCCAAACUACAUUUCUUUAAAACUGUUUUACUACUGUGGCACUUUGAUAAAAUGGUCAGUAACCAACUUCUUUACUGGCCAAAGGUUCCAUGUACCAUGUGCUGGAGCAUUUUAAAUGUGAGUAUCUAUGAAUGGUAAUGUUUUCCUUCAUGUAAGUGCCUGUUCAGAAUUUUUAAAAUGCCAAAUAUUUUCAUGGUCACUUGCAUGUAGUAAUUUAGAAAAUAUUCAGAGAUUUUGAAAUUUACUUGUAUUUAACCAGCCUCAUUGUGCAACCAUGAUGUGUAAUAAAGAAUUUGAAACAGAAA